Messenger RNA from Neurospora tetrasperma FGSC 2508, 1719 nucleotides. RefSeq lists its product as uncharacterized. The record is from RefSeq and is a predicted model, not a curated record. The transcript has a single exon. The coding region runs from base 1 to 1719 and encodes 572 amino acids. NCBI's taxonomy places the organism in Eukaryota, Fungi, Ascomycota, Sordariomycetes, Sordariales, Sordariaceae.
AUGCCACGACUACGUUCAAAAAGGCCACGCGAAGGUGACCCGUCUCCUCCCCCCCGGGUCUACCGAGCCACAAGAGCAACAAGAGGCCACAAGCCAGGCCAAUCACACACGCAAGUCCAGAUAUCUCCGUCCCCGUCUCCUCCCGGACCGCCACGAAUACCCCGGGCCAAGAGAGCGAGGACAGGCCCCUCUCCAUCUUUACUUCAAGACAAGCAUCCGGUCGACCGUCUCUCCAUCAAGGAGGAGGAACAUGGCCAUAUCGCCGCCGCCCAUCAGCUGGACCUGGAACCGAAGACCGACCAUCCCCAGACCAUCCCACCUGCUCCUCGAGGCACCGACACUCGCCUAACCCGCGAAAAUCUGGCAAAGCUCAACAGGAUGUCCUCCAAUCUUGCAUCGCAUGACACCUUCCGAUCCUCGGGUCGAGGCUCGGGACUCACCAACCCGACGUCUGUAGCUUCAACCGGCAGUCACAGGUCGUCCAGCGCAUACACCAAUGGCUUCCCUUCGAUCCUGGAAGAUAGCGGGAUCCAUAUCCAUGGAGACCCCUCCAUGCUCGCCGAUCUCCAAGAACUACGACGGGAAAGAUCCGUGAGGCCUUCGCUGGCACCGUUCGAGUUCCCAGAUAGCAGAAUCGAGCGGUUAAUUCGAGUCAAUAGUCGCGCGGUCUCGGAAGCGGACGUGGAACGCAAUGUUGUCACGGCCAUCAUUGGUUUCGGGGGCCAUUUGGAUAUCCCCAACAGUAGCAAUAUUGCCUGGAGUAACCUGAGAUCGAUGACGGGAAAACGCACUGUUGACCCUCGGCCUGAUCUGUUUUAUGGAGCCCGCACUACAGAUAUCGCCAGGGAAAUCCGGGACGAGAUCGGCCACUUGAUUCAACCUUCGAUACUACUAAACGCUCCGGCUGCGCCGCAUUUUGUCAUGGAAGUCAAAGGUCCCUCCGGGCGUCUCGAUAUAUUGAAGCGCCAAGCCGCUUACAGCGGUGCCGCGGCAGCUCGUGCUGUAUUUACUCUCGAGAAUUUUGGGGUGGACGACCCAAAAUAUGACGACACCGCCAAGGCACACGCCUGGACGUUCAGCGCAUACGGCGAUCUUACUCAAUAUGCUGUGCGCGUUGGUCGACCUACACCCGGCUCUCCUGAACCAUCGUACCAUCUCACUCAUAUCAAGACACACCACAUCAUGGAAAGCGUUGACCAGUUCCGCAGAGGCGUCUCAGCGUUUAGGCACUGCAGGGACGAAUCUCACGCAAAGAACGAGGCACGCUUGGCCGAAGCGCACGAACGUCUACGGCGUCGCAGCCAGCAGACAACGCAGCAGACAAGCCACCCCGUCCCCGGCAGCACUUUGCCCCCUGGUCCCCUUCCGGAAUCGCAUCCAGGACCACCAGAGUUGAGCCCCUCUGUCGAAAAUGAUACCCCCUUGCAGCAGGACUGCGAAGCCCGCUCCCCAGAAGAAGAAGAAGAAGAAGAAGAAGAAGCAGCACCUGGACCCGGCUCUCCAUCGACGACGACGACGGCGGCGGCGGCGGCGGCGGUCAUGACAACGAGCAUGCCGCCUGCGUCGGCGCCACCUAACGUGACAAAAGCCACGCCCCGUAACGGCGCCCCCUCCAAAAAGAAAAAGAAAAAGAUGUCUAUGUCCAACAGGCCGUCAUCCCCCAGGCCCCAGCGCACCAGGCGGCGGCCCAAGAGAUUUGGCACGCUCGACGACAGUUGA